GACGGAGGAGGCUGUGAGGCGCUGACGGAAGACAGGACGCGCCCAGUUUGUUGCUGGUGCUGUUUCCACUGAGGCGCGGCUGACUGGUUCCGUGAGGGCGACGGCGGCGCCGCUGCUGCUGGGGGCUGCCCAGGCGGGGCUGGGGGGCUCCGGCCGCGACGACGGCUCCGGCCAUGGACGAGCAGGCGGGGCCCGGCGUUUUCUUCAACAACAACAACAACAACGCGCUGCUACUGCCGCCACCUCCGGGCGGGGCCGGGCCGGGGCUGGAGCCAGGGGAGGCGGCUGCGGCUGCUGGGGGCUCCUCGGCAGCUCCGGCUCCGGCCUCUGCGGCGCGGGCUCAGUACAGCGUCCCUGGUAUCCUGCAUUUCCUGCAGCACGAGUGGGGCCGCUUCGAGGCCGAGAGAGCCGAGUGGGAGGCAGAGCGGGCGGAGCUGCAGGCCCAAAUUGCCUUUCUUCAAGGGGAAAGAAAAGGGCAAGAGAAUCUGAAGAAGGAUCUAGUGCGAAGAAUAAAAAUGUUGGAAUAUGCUCUUAAACAAGAAAGAGCUAAAUACCACAAGUUAAAAUAUGGCACAGAGUUAAAUCAGGGAGACAUGAAGCCUCCCAACUAUGAUUCUGAUGAAGGGAAUGAAACUGAAGUCCAUUCACACCCAAAUAGCCAACUAAUAUGGAAACAAGGACGCCAGUUGCUCAGGCAAUAUUUGCAAGAGGUGGGAUAUACUGACACAAUACUGGAUGUGAAGUCAAAACGUGUACGAACUUUGCUGGGCCUCUCAGGCGAUGGGCCAGGUGGGGAAAACGAAAGAAACCAAGAAUCGAUGGUGAACGGCACAGAGGCUGAGAUUAAAGAAAAAGUGAUGAUUGGGAAACCAGAUUUGACAGACUCUGCUUCACUACUAGAGACAUUUAAAUUCCUUGAAAAUGCUGCUGCUGAAUUCAGUGAUGAAGACGAUGAUGACGAUAUUGAUGGGAGAGAGAGAACAAUCAUGGAUACUUCAACGAUUGUCAGAAAAAGAGUGCUGUCUGAUAGCAGUGAAGACAGAGAUACAGAAGAAGCCUUAAAGGAGUUCGAUUUCUUGGCUACAUCUGAUGAAGGAGAUGGGGAAUCCAGAAGUUCAGGAGAUGGUACUGACUGGGAAAAGGAAGACCAGUGUCUCAUGCCUGAAGCCUGGAAUGUGGACCAGGGAGUAAUAACCAAACUGAAGGAGCAAUACAAAAAGGAGCGCAAGGGGAAAAAGGGGGUGAAGAGAAAAACUACCGAAGAUAUGUUUCAGCCUCAGUCCUAUAUAAAACAAUCAAAACAGGGAUGUGGGAAAGUGAUGGAGCAAAAUGCAGGGCCCAACAGGUCAAAACUGCAAGAUAUGCUUGCUAAUUUGAGAGAUGUUGAUGAUCUUCCGUCAUUACAACCAUCAGUUGUACCAACUACUAGACCAAGUACGUCACGACUUAUUGAACAUGAGAUCAACAGAACAGAUGAAGUGGAAGCUUUAACGUUCCCUCCUUCAUCUGGAAAAUCUUUUAUUAUGGGAGCAGAUGAGGCCCUUGAAAGUGAACUGGGUCUUGGAGAACUGGCAGGUCUUACAGUAGCAAAUGAGGCAGAUUCACUGACAUAUGAUAUAGCAAACAAUAAAGAUGCCCUGAGGAAGACUUGGAAUCCCAAGUUUACUUUAAGAAGCCAUUUUGAUGGAAUAAGAGGUCUAGCUUUCCAUCCUAUUGAACCAGUGUUAAUUACCGCAUCAGAGGACCACACUUUAAAAAUGUGGAAUCUACAAAAAACUUCUCCAGCAAAGAAGAGUGCUUCCCUCGAUGUUGAACCUAUAUACACUUUCAGGGCACAUAAUAGUCCAGUUCUGAGUGUGGUAAUGAGUAGCACUGGGGAGCAGUGUUACAGUGGUGGAACUGAUGGUCUCAUCCAAGGUUGGAAUACUACAAAUCCAAAUAUCGAUCCAUAUGAUUCCUACGAUCCAUCUGUUUUAAGAGGUGCAUUUAUAGGCCACACAGAUGCAGUGUGGGGUUUGGUUUAUAGUGCAACACAUCAGCGCUUGCUCUCCUGUUCAGCAGAUGGCACUAUACGGUUAUGGAAAGCUUUGGAGAUCUCUCCAGCAUUGAAUAUAUUUAAUGAUAAUCAAGAGAUGGGGAUUCCAUCUUCUGUUGACCUUGUAAGCAGUGACCCUAGCCACAUGGUAGCAUCGUUUAAUAGUGGAAACACAAGCAUUUUUAACAUGGAAACGAGACAACGGAUUCUCACCUUGGAGUCUAACAUAGAUACUAAUUCUAGCUCUUCUUGCCAAAUAAACAAAGUAAUCAGCCACCCAACUCUUCCAGUUAGUAUCACUGCCCAUGAGGAUCGACAUAUCAAAUUCUAUGACAAUAACACAGGAAAACUGAUCCAUUCCAUGGUAGCGCACUUGGAUGCAGUCACAAGUUUAGCGGUUGACCCAAAUGGCUUGUACUUGAUGUCUGGCAGCCAUGAUUGUUCAAUACGCUUAUGGAACCUUGAAAGCAAGACUUGCAUUCAGGAGUUUACAGCUCAUCGGAAAAAAUAUGACGAAUCCAUUCAUGAUGUGGCAUUUCACCCAUCCAAAUGUUAUAUUGCCAGUGGAGGAGCAGAUGCACUUGCUAAAGUCUUUGUAUGACGCAGUACUUCCUUCCCUUCUAGCUGCCAUGUGUAUAUAAAGCUGUACAAAAGACAAGGGCAACAGUUUUGCCCUUUAAUUCAAGUGAAUGUUAGUAAUGGUCUGGUUUUUGUUUUGUUUUGCAAGGUGCUUUUUUCUAAAUUAAAGGGUUAGUUAUAUGAACUCAGCUGGGAAACUAUUUCAAACAGUCCAGAGCAGAACCAUUUUUUAAGUUUUGGCAGUGUUAAUUUGUCCAGGCAGGCCUGUGACAAAAGGAGACAGCAGUGCAGAGUUGUUGACAAGGAAGCAGACAGCUUCUCUGCCUUUUCCUCGGUUGAAAAUUUUUAUUCACAUGCUUCAGUUAAAUAAUGUUAAAUGCUGGUAAUUCAUGUGACUCCUGGAUCCACCAGAUCAAUAUCAUCCUGUCUUCUCCCUUUUGAUAUUUCCUGCUGGAUGAUGUACAUAAAAUAGUACUUGAUUUAACUUUAGCCUGCUGGCUGUAAAUGUUAAGGUGGAUUGGGUUUAAGAUGUUAAAUAUUUAAAAAUAUUAAUAUGGUAAUAUGUUCCCCAAAGUAUACUGUAUUAAAAAGCAGAUAUGUAAAAGGCACAAAA
Molecule: messenger RNA, 3227 nt
Organism: Heteronotia binoei (common prickly gecko)
Lineage: Eukaryota; Metazoa; Chordata; Lepidosauria; Squamata; Gekkonidae
Gene: STRN
Product: striatin
Exons: 19
Coding region: 174-2636 (820 amino acids)
Cellular component (GO): dendrite
Molecular function (GO): calmodulin binding; armadillo repeat domain binding; protein-containing complex binding
Source: RefSeq, a predicted model, not a curated record